Polypterus senegalus (gray bichir) is the source of this 2846-nucleotide messenger RNA. It is a transcript of the gene ubl3b, whose product is annotated as ubiquitin-like 3b. Lineage: Eukaryota; Metazoa; Chordata; Cladistia; Polypteriformes; Polypteridae. The coding region runs from base 521 to 877 and encodes 118 amino acids. Gene Ontology annotation, molecular function: protein binding. The transcript has 6 exons. The record is from RefSeq and is a predicted model, not a curated record.
UCCCAGAAGGCUGUGCGCACUUUCGGUUCCCGAGUGAGAAGGCCAGCUGAUUUCCUGCGUCUUUAAAAUGGUCUGCCAUUAAACAGCUAUUCUGUUUGUGUUUGCGUAGUUUAAGAACGAAAAGAAAGCGAAACGAUUUCGAAUGUUUGAUCAGCAGUCUAUCUGUGAGAACGUGAAAGUUGUAGGGCGCAUUUUGCGCUGCCCUGUGACGAUCAUAAAGCACCGUACAUUUUCCCUUUUCUCAUUUGAGAUACUUCCCUUUUAAAACGCCAGCACCCUGAAUGGUAGUCGGAGCAGGAUUACUGAAACUUCGUACGACUCGAAUCUGAGUGUGUGUGAUUUAAUCACAGCGUGGUCCUGUCUGAUAUCUUCACUUAUCGGGGUGGUGGAGUGCCUGUCGAUGGUGUGCCGCUGCCCCAGGGGUCCUGCUGCGCUAGCCGGGAGUACAGCUUUCUGGGCUUUAGGGAGAACCUGAGUGACUGACCACUUCAUCGGGAGGAAUCAGAUACUGGGAAGCAGUAUGACCUCGCAGCACGACUCAGAUACGCAGGUGAGACUUCGCUUAAUCUUAGUCAGUGGGAAAACUGACGAAUUCACAUUCUCAUCCAAUGAUUCUGCAGCAGAUAUUGCCAAACAUGUGUAUGAGAAUUGGCCAGUGGACUGGGAAGAUGAACAGGUGAGCAGCCCGAACAUCCUGCGGCUGAUUUACCAAGGUCGCUUCCUGCAUGGCAAUGUCACAUUGGGAGCUUUGAAGUUACCACCAAGGAGAACCACUGUGAUGCACCUUGUGGCUCGUGAAAAUUUGCCAGAGCCCAACUCCCAUGGUCAGAGAAAUCGAGAAAAGACCACAGAAAGCAGCUGCUGUCUACUGUUGUAAAUCGUCUUCAGUAUUACAGUCAUAUUUCCUUUUAACCUCAUUGUCCUAAAACCCUCUGCAUAAUGAGGGUAAAAAAACAUGAAAUCGAUCCCUUAAAGAAGGCAAAUUAAUUAGAUCUACUUUUGUUUUCUUCCCUAAAAUUGUGCUUAUGUUUUGUAAAGCCUAAUCGUUGUCAUGAGCCAAAUGCCCAGCUCUAGCACAAUUCCCUCUCAAUGCCUUGCCAUGUGGACAGCUGAAGACAAAGAAUGAUGCAAUGGAAAGAUAUUGCAAAAAACAUGUAGAGUACAUAAUUUUGGCAAUUGAAAUAUCUGCUGUAUAACUACAUUUUGAGUUGUUAACUUGUUUCCUCCUCCUGGGCAAUAAUGGUUUUAUGUAAAGAUGUGCUGUGGAAACUUGGCCAAUGAGGAAAGACUGAAAUGAAAAUUGAACUAAUUCUACAAGCAAGUGACAAGAAAAUAAGAAAUUGCUUACUGACUUGUGUGUACAUUUUUGACAAUGUUGCAACAAAACAUCCUCCGGACUUUAAAGAUUAAAGGCCACAAUUGCUGUUUUGGUGCACUGGCAAGCCAUGUACAGUAUUUCUUUUAAUGAAGCUGGUGCCAAGCCAUGUGCUGCUAAACUAAAGUAUGUGUUCUCAAUGUGAACAACUUGACUGAUUUCUAAAGGAAGAGGAGCCAGCAAUGGAAGGAAGAAAUCAAAUUCAAGCAUGAAGUAUCUCUGAAUAUUGUUUGUUUUUGUGUGUGUAAAUAAAAUGGUUUAAUACUGGAUUUAAAGGACUUCUACAUUGUAAAUUUGAUUGUCAAUGAAGAGGCAAAAAAGAUGAGUGAAUACAAAUAAGUCCAAGCGGUUAGUUCAGCGAGGUUUAUUUCAGAUCAUGGUGUGCCUAAUUAGUAUUGCUGUAGUCAUUACAUUUUGGUCAUUUGUUACUUCAUUGACAGGCAUUGAGGUAAUCUAGAUCAGAGUGAUGCCUAAAAAUGGCAUUGUAGUGACAAGUUUAUUACAUGGUAAUGUGCCUUGGGUACGCCUUUUUAAGAAUCUUCAGAACUAGAACGUUUUCCAUAUUUUAAAAAACAAUGGAUUUCAAUUGUAUGGUCCCCACUUCCACAUAUGCUUUUCCAUUAAUUGUCAUUGUAAUUAGCUUGAUGGUGGUGACCUGGAGUCUAAAAUUGGCAAAACAAAUUCAACUUUGACUAGAUUGUUGACCAUAAGAAAUCUAAUGGCAAAAUUUGGACUUGUUAUGACCACCCUGGACAACACACAACUAGUUUGAGACACCUAGCUUGACAUGGACCUUUAUGGGUUUGUUGUUGUCUUUCUUGACCUGGUUUGAGUAAAAUUUACAAGCAAGCGGCUUUUUGUUUAUCUAUUUUCCUUUAAUUUCAAAAAGCAAAUUACUGCAAAUCAAAAGUCUUAUUUAUUAAAUUAAAAUAAAGAAUAUUAGUGAUUAACAUACCUAAUGUUAAACCGAGAUCGUCAUUCCUAUUCCUUAAGAGCAACAGAAUACUCUGUUCUACUUCCUGCCAAUAAAUCACUGAAUGAUGCACUAAAUUUAAAAAAAAAAAAGUGGGUGUUGCCCUCUGGUUUACGGUUCCUAAACUGUUUUUGAAUGUGAACAUAAGGAAGGUACAGUCAUUUAUAUAAAAGUGAAUAAUCAGUUAAUCCCAGACAGGUUACAGAAUUGAAUCCUGUCAUGUCACUAGUUUAAUCAUAAGGUACAUCCUUGUGCUAUAUAGUCAACAUUGUUUUCUUUAUUAAAAAAUCUACUUGUCUUAUUAAAUCCAUAUUGCAUUAUUAAUUUGCCUCUAAAUCAGGUUGUGCACUGUUUCCAAUGGAAAUAAAUGAUAUGGAUGGUAUUAAUAAAAAAAAAAAGAUUUUGUUAGAAAAUAUAACAAAAGCCAAAUGGAGAAGUGAUAAGUCUGAGUACUGUCAUUUUUCUGAAUGUAAUAAAGUAGUGUGUCUGCUCUUUGAA